AUGAUAAAUAGAUUUUUAGAGAAAAAAAUGGAUAAAUAUAGGAAAAAACCACCAACCAGAGCCGAUUUACCCAACUUAAUGGAGCAUGUGCCCGACGAACAUCAGGAAUAUGUCAAAGAAACAUGUAUGAAAAUGAUGCAGCAUCAGGCCUAUGGACAACCCUAUGAAUGGUCUACACGUGAUUUUGAAAUGGGUGCUCCCUUGGGUAGAGGCAAAUUUGGUAGAGUGUAUUUGGCUCGCGAACGUACCAGCCAUUAUAUGGUGGCCAUGAAGGUGCUAUUUAAAGCCGAAUUACAAAAGGGCAAUGUACAACGCCAAGUAUUAAAAGAAAUUGAGAUACAAUCACGUCUCAAACAUCCGCAUAUUUUACGAUUACUGACGUGGUUUCAUGACAACGAUCGUAUUUACUUGGCUUUGGAAUUGGCGUCACAAGGUGAACUUUUUAAAAUUCUACGACGUGCCCCACAUCGGCGCUUCGAUGAACCGAGAGCAGCUAAAUAUACUUAUCAAGUUGCGGAUGCUUUGCACUAUUGUCAUUUGAAUAAUGUUAUACAUCGUGAUUUGAAGCCGGAAAAUAUUCUGUUGACCGCAUCUGAUGAUGUCAAAUUGGCAGAUUUUGGUUGGUCUGCUCAUACCAGACAAAAUCGCAAAACUUUAUGUGGCACUUUAGAUUACUUACCUCCUGAAAUGGUUGAUGGUCGCCAUUAUGAUGAUUCGGUUGAUCAGUGGUGUUUGGGUAUUUUAUGUUAUGAAUUUUUAAUCGGCAGUCCUCCUUUUGAGUCAAAUGAUACUGAGAUGACUUACGAAAAGAUUCGUCGUUUAGAAGUUCAUUAUCCGAAUUUUUUGUCAACUGGUGCCAAAGAUGUUGUUUCGAAAUUGUUGCGCAGAGCGGGCAGUUCGCGUCUAACUUUAGUUGAUGUUAUGCAGCAUCCUUGGGUUAAAUACAAUAUGGAAAAGCGUAAUGCCCAACUAGAAGAAAUGAAACAGUGAUGGAAAUAUUCGCUAAUUUAAAAAUGUGAAAUGCAAUAGAUUUGCUUUUAUUAUUUUUAAAUAAAUUUUGUUAAUUAGAUUAAUUAAAAUGUAUUAAAAUAAAAUAUUGUUUAUGCUUAAUUAAAAUAAAGUAUUGAAA
Messenger RNA from Lucilia cuprina (Australian sheep blowfly), 1129 nucleotides. RefSeq names its product aurora kinase B-like. Gene Ontology annotation, molecular function: ATP binding; protein kinase activity. Lineage: Eukaryota; Metazoa; Arthropoda; Insecta; Diptera; Calliphoridae. The coding region runs from base 1 to 990 and encodes 329 amino acids. Gene Ontology annotation, cellular component: chromosome passenger complex; spindle pole centrosome; spindle microtubule. The record is from RefSeq and is a predicted model, not a curated record. Gene Ontology annotation, biological process: regulation of cytokinesis; protein phosphorylation; mitotic spindle organization. The transcript has 3 exons.